Molecule: messenger RNA, 1608 nt
Organism: Mycena indigotica
Lineage: Eukaryota; Fungi; Basidiomycota; Agaricomycetes; Agaricales; Mycenaceae
Exons: 4
Coding region: 19-1608 (529 amino acids)
Source: RefSeq, a predicted model, not a curated record
UUGAACACAACCACCACCAUGCCAUUCAAGAGUUUGAAACGACUCUUCAGCAAGAAGAAGAAACCCUCGAAACCAGCUGUAUCGAAUACUUUACCGAUCAUUCCAGAGUCAGGCAACGAUUCUGCAGAGGUCGCGGCGAUCCAACUCCUUCGUUCUUCCUCCGCCCGUUAUGCCGUGGUCAGAGAGCUUGAUUAUACGUCCCUCCCUCCAAUAUCACAUCCAAUCAACCGUGUUCUUCCAACCCCACCAACAAGUUCGACUGCGAGUCUCGCAAGCGCGACAAGUAGCAUUAACAGCACACGGGGAACAUACACGGUCAAAGUCCACCAACGUCGGCGGCAUACCUCGACUGAAUUCCCCAACGCCAACUGUGAUCUAGAACCUGGGCCCCUACGGCAGAACAAUAACAGUCAGUUACUGGGGCUGCGCUCAGACCCGUCCGUCGCAAGUCUCCUUCAACUCUAUGAUGAACAUGGACAGCUGCCAACUGGGGCAUUCUCAAACUCUCCGCCCAGAGAGGGCCGUGCACAAGUCGCCAGGAGCGGUUCGACGCUGCGUCAGCUGUUAGGGAAUCCAUUACCUGUGCCGGGAUUGGAUACUAGCGACCUCGGCGAUAUAUCUUGGGCAGAACAAUUCCUUGGGGAAACUGAAAGCAUCGCAUCGACUGUGUCGUCACCAGGAAUUACCACACCACCAACUGAUGCUCGUUUUGCAUUCCAAGACCCUCGGAUCGAAGAUGCUUCAACAACCGUUUUUGAAAACGCAGGUAUAUCAUCGCUAGAAGUCGAGCUUAGUGACGUAGUCGAAACUCCACCACGAACUACGAGCAACCGAAGCCCGUAUGCUGUAGCUGGUCCAAGCACGCCUCAGCGAGCCUCACAGGUGUUUGGAUUCCUGACGAAGCGCCGUCAGUCGAAGGAUGUUGAUGAUGAUGACCAACGGUCCCUACCAGAUUUGCCUAGUGCCUUGAGCUCGCCUUCUAGUGAAGAAAUAUCCCCUCCAGCAGACCGUUCUCGCUCCCAUUUCUCAUCAGGCAGUGGCAGUACGAGGUCUAACUCGAGGCCUUCAACGCCAACCGACAUAUCAAGCAAGCCAGCAAACGAUGUCCAUGUCCUUUUGCCCCAUGGCCCUACGAAAGUCAUUGUCACAGCUCCAACACCAUCUCAGCACCAUGACACUCUGAUGCCUAGGCCCCUUCGUGGUCCUCGAGCACAUCAUAGACAACGCUCAAGUCAGUAUGGCCAUCGCGAUCUCUAUACCACACUCCCAGCUCGUCGGCAUGUGUCACGUGGUUCGCAUCGCAGCUCUCUUGGGUCGAUCUCGGUUACGCAGGUUGACCAACAACCUGCAACCCCAAGCAGAGAAAGAGACGAGACGCCAAAGAAGGGCAAACGGAGAUCAAUCCUGGCGGUGUUCGAAAAGGAAAACCACAUGUUGACUGCAAAGCAAGAGUUGCCACGGACGCCAAUUCGGUCAGGUUCCAUCUCACGCCCAUUGCCACAUCGAGGAUCGUUGAGAGCUUCUCCAGCGAAGUCCCUAGAGCUAUCGGAGACGGGGAAAAGAAUGAUGGCCGAAGAAAGGGUCAAGGGCUACAGUCGAUAUUUUUAG